Messenger RNA from Erpetoichthys calabaricus (reedfish), 1308 nucleotides. RefSeq names its product kinesin-like protein KIF21A. Gene Ontology annotation, molecular function: microtubule motor activity. The record is from RefSeq and is a predicted model, not a curated record. Gene Ontology annotation, biological process: mitotic spindle organization; microtubule-based movement. Bases 100 to 1293 code for a protein of 397 amino acids. The transcript is spliced from 9 exons. NCBI's taxonomy places the organism in Eukaryota, Metazoa, Chordata, Cladistia, Polypteriformes, Polypteridae.
AAAUGAUGCAUCUUAUUUUUCAGUGUUGUUAAAGGGGAAAGCCCAGAUAAUGAGACUGACAAAGGCGAAUUUGCAGAUCAGAUCAGUGAUGAAACUGAAAUGGAGGUACAAGAAGGCAGUGAUCAUGAAGAGGGUGAUGAAGAGGAAGAAGAUGAUGCAGACUUGGAUUUGGAGGAUAGUUCUGAAGACUCUGAUUCUGAACUUGAUGAAAAAGCUAAUUAUCAGGCAGAUCUUGCAAAUAUCACUUGUGAAAUUGCAAUUAAACAGAAGUUGAUUGAUGAAUUAGAAAAUAGUCAGAGAAGACUACAUACCUUAAAACAACAGUAUGAGCAGAAGUUAAUGAUGCUGCAAAGCAAAAUCCGUGACACACAACUGGAAAGGGAUCGUGUUCUGCAGAAUAUGGGUUCAAUGGAGUCGUAUACAGAGGAUAAAGCAAACAAAAUUAAAGCUGAAUAUGAGAAAAAGUUAAGUACUAUGAAUAAGGAGAUGCAGAAGUUACAGGCUGCUCAGAAGGAACAUGCUAGGUUACUGAAAAAUCAAUCGCAAUAUGAAAAACAGUUAAAGAAACUUCAACAGGAAGUUACAGAAAUGAAGAAAACUAAGGUAAAACUGAUGAAACAAAUGCGGGAAGAACAAGAAAAAGCAAGGAUGACAGAGUCCAGGCGUAAUCGUGAAAUAGCUGCACUUAAAAAGGACCAGCGAAAACAAGAGCAUCAGCUUAGACUUUUGGAGGCACAGAAAAGACAGCAAGAGUUAAUUCUUCGCCGGAAAACUGAAGAGGUGACAGCAUUACGUCGUCAGGCAAGACCUAUAUCUGGAAAAGUGAACCGCAAGCUCAGUUUACCAGAGCCUGUUCAGGAAUCUUCACCGAGCACAAUGAGAGUGUCUUCAGGAAGAAUGCAAGGAUCAGGAUCAACAACAGUCACCAAUGGAACCAGGAAAUAUCACCAAAGGAAAUUUGUAAGUGUUUAUUCAUCAAAGGCAGCAAGGCUAAAAUGGCAGUCUCUAGAACGUAGGAUUACAGAUAUCAUCAUGCAGAGAAUGACAAUAGCAAACAUGGAAGCAGAUAUGAACCGUCUUUUGAAGCAACGUGAGGAGUUAACCAAAAGAAAAGAAAAGAUGUCAAAGAAGAGAGAUAAAAUUCUAACAGAUGGCAGUGAAGUGGAUAAGACACUUCUGUCUCUUAAUGAAGAAAUAGAGUCAUUGACUGCAAAUAUAGAUUACAUAAAUGACAGUAUUUCUGACUGCCAGGCUAACAUUAUGCAAAUGGAAGAAGCAAAGGUAAAAUAUUAAAUGUAAUUUCUUUAU